This is a messenger RNA of Durio zibethinus, 1822 nucleotides long. RefSeq names its product F-box protein SKIP19-like. Lineage: Eukaryota; Viridiplantae; Streptophyta; Magnoliopsida; Malvales; Malvaceae. Gene Ontology annotation, molecular function: protein binding. The record is from RefSeq and is a predicted model, not a curated record.
GCGAACCAACAUAUCAAAAACCCAAAUGUCAACAGGUUUUUUUUUCCCUCUUCGAACGCCUAUUUCUUUGUCUUUUUACCAACAAAAUUUCCCAGUUUUCCUUGAAAAAUAAUCCUCCGAGCGAACCAUGACCACAGCAUCCGAAACCCGUAAUUGGCUGGAGCUGCCCUUGGACGUGACGGCCUCGAUUCUCUCUCGGCUGGGUGCAAUUGAGAUCCUGAAUAGCGCCCAAAGCGUGUGUUGUCAGUGGCGAAAGAUCUGCAAAGACCCGUUAAUGUGGAGAUCCAUUGAUAUGCACAAGUUGGGUGAGGUAUGUGACAUGGACUAUGACCUCGAGAAGAUGUGCGUCCACGCUGUCGAUCGCAGCUGUGGCAACUUGCUUGACAUCAAUGUCGAACACUUUGGUAGCGAUGAACUUCUAAUUUAUAUCGCUGAGAGGUCUGGUCAUCUUAAACGUCUUCGACUUGUAUUGUGCUAUAACAUUUCAGAUGAGGGAUUAAGUGAAGCAGCUUCAAAACUUCCAUUUCUAGAAGAGCUUGAAAUUUCACACUGUUCCAUUUCAAAAGAUGCUCUGGAAACUGUUGGACGAUGUUGCCCUCUUCUGAAGUCAUUCAAAUUCAAUAUUCAGGGAUGCAGACGCUUCCGCGUAGAGUCUGAUGAUGAUGCACUAGCUAUUGCACAAACUAUGCCCAACUUGCACAACCUCCAACUUUUUGGGAACAGGCUGACAAAUGAUGGCCUGCAGGCCAUUCUCAAUGGUUGUCCUUAUCUUGAAUCCCUUGACUUGCGCCAAUGUUUCAAUGUUAGUCUGGAAGGGAACUUGGAGAAAAGAUGUGUUGAAUGCAUAAAAGAUUUGCGGCGUCCUUAUGAUUCAACUCAUGAUUACGAGUUUGAUACAGAAGUUCAUGAUACUGGGUCAUCAGAUGAAGAUUAUCCAUCUGGAAUUUCUGACAUUGACUUAAUGUCUGAUGACUAUGAUGAUUAUUUUGAAUUCUCAGGGGCCAGUGACAUCUCUGAUUUUUAUGACGAAUACUUGGUUUUUGGCUAGUGGCUUCUCCAUGAAGUAGAGACGCCUCCAGACUAGGAAACAAGGUAAAUAGCAUGAAGAUAAAAUGGUGCUGCAAAUGUUAUUGCAGGCUCAUCGGGUUGCUUCUGAUCAUCAAAUAUUUCCCUUCUUUUACAUCGAAAGUUUACUUGUAUCAAUCUGUCUCCUUCCUAUCAACAGUUUGAGAGGUUUCAUAAGUUGGUGAUUCCUCCAGAAAAUAACUGUUAUCUUUUGUCUUUUGAGGUUCUUUCUUGUACCUUUAGUUUGCUGUAUACAUAUUCUAUCUGUAAAUAGCAGUUAAUAUUAACUUUUGCAAUCAUGUGGUUGAAGUUUAUGAAGUCUUGUUUAGUUACUUUCCUGCGUCCUGGGAGGAAUGAGAGCCAUGUCCUUGGUCAAUCUAGCAUGAGGUGUAGUGCCUCUAUAUCGCAAGCCAAAGUUGUGAUAUUUAUGUAAUUUGCUCGUUUCAUAUUUAGCAUGAGAAAGAAAGAUGCCUUUUGGGCUUUGACUGUAUGAAAGCUGCCCAUCUGUGGAUUCGGGAUGGAAGCCCAUCUUAGGCUUUUAGUCAGGCCCUUAACUCUUAUGAGGUGUGUACUUGGGCUUAACCAGACAAGUUAAGACUAAAAUCUCCCAGGGGUGGAUGUGGAUCACAAUCUUCAUUGAGACGUAGGUUCCCUCUGUUUGGUUCAGCAGCGUGCAGUGAGAGAUUGAUCAUCUACUUCUGAAGUAGAAGAGAGAGAGAGAAAAUGAGUACUUAAAACGAACAUUAAAAUAAAAGGG